UCAACACUUCUCUCUUUCCCUCUCGUUACACACAUAUAUAUCGUUGCUCACCUUGCUCUGUUUUCAGAUCCAAAACACACACAUACAAACACCCACAUUCACUGUGUGUGUAACCGCUUUAAGAAGAGGGAAUUGGAGGAGUUUUGUAACGGCAAUGGCGGUGUGUAAGGAAUCGGUGAUUCGGUGCUCGUUUCUGCUGCUAAUUUCGUUGAUUUUGGCGGUUUUUGUCACCGUUUCCGGUGAGAAGAGUGAUAAUUUGAAUCUCAGUGCUGUUGAAACAGAGCAAUUUCAGAGAUUGAACACCUCCUCAUUUGCAGCAAGAGAAAAGGAGUCUGAAAUUUUGAAUGAAAAUGCAGUUCAAGACCCCGAGGAGGUGGUCUCCAUGGUUGAAAUGAGCGUGAAAAACAGCACUGAAAGAAGGAAACUGGGAUACUUCUCAUGUGGGACCGGCAAUCCAAUUGAUGACUGCUGGAGGUGUGACCCAAACUGGCAAAAAAACCGUAAGCGACUUGCAGACUGUGGCAUUGGGUUUGGGCGCAAUGCCAUUGGCGGUCGCGAUGGUCGGUUCUAUGUGGUCACAGAUUCGGGAGAUGAUAAUCCAGUCAACCCGCGACCCGGCACACUCCGCCACGCUGUCAUCCAAGACGAACCUCUUUGGAUCGUGUUCAAACGUGACAUGGUGAUCCAGUUGAAACAAGAACUUAUUAUGAACAGUUUUAAAACCAUCGAUGCUCGUGGAGUUAACGUCCACAUAGCUAAUGGAGCUUGUAUCACCAUACAGUUCAUCACUAACGUUAUCAUCCACGGGUUACACAUCCACGAUUGUAAACCGACUGGAAAUGCGUUGGUAAGAAGCUCACCGUCCCAUUACGGUUGGAGAACAAUGGCCGACGGUGACGCGAUUUCCAUUUUUGGCUCGAGCCAUAUUUGGGUUGACCAUAACUCUCUGUCUAACUGUGCUGAUGGGCUCGUUGAUGCGGUCAUGGGCUCAACCGCGAUCACCAUUUCCAACAAUUACUUCACGCACCACAACGAAGUUAUGUUGUUGGGCCAUAGUGACUCGUAUACUAGGGACAAACAAAUGCAAGUGACUAUUGCUUAUAACCAUUUUGGAGAAGGUCUUAUUCAAAGAAUGCCUAGAUGCAGACAUGGAUAUUUCCAUGUGGUGAACAAUGACUACACCCACUGGGAGAUGUAUGCCAUUGGUGGAAGUGGAAACCCCACCAUCAACAGCCAAGGCAACAGAUACCUUGCCCCCAACAAUCCCUUUGCUAAGGAGGUGACAAAGAGGGUAGAUACAGCUUCAAGCCAAUGGCAUGGAUGGAACUGGAGAUCAGAAGGUGAUUUACUUCUCAACGGGGCUUAUUUCACCCCAUCUGGUGCAGGAGCCUCAGCAAGUUAUGCAAGGGCUUCAAGUUUAGGUGCCAAGUCAUCUUCCAUGGUUGGAACCAUCACUUCAGGCGCUGGCGCCCUCGUUUGCCGUCGGGGCCGCCAGUGCUAGCCGCCCGCCGUCUAGCAAACACCACUCACCUAUAUAUAAAAUUUUAUACAACUUAUUUGUAUUUUUUUGUUGUACCCACUUGUUGCUGUGCAACCUCGGCCGAGCUUCAACAAAACCAAAACCACGAUUGCCACGGAGCAGGUGCGUAGCGUUGUUCAUCCUCAUUCUAUCGAUCGACUUCAUUUAUCCCCUUUCCUUUCCUUGACCGGACCGGACCCUUUCCAUUGUUGUGUACUCAAGUAUAUCGGUUUUAUUUUCUCUUUUUUAAUUUUUAUUUAUCUUGGUAAUGUUAAUUUCUCAUACAAGUGUGAAUGUCAAAACCAUGAGUAAUGAAAUGAAAAGGAGAAAAAAAAGAAGGGGAAAUUAUUUGUCA
Messenger RNA from Helianthus annuus (common sunflower), 1874 nucleotides. Its product is annotated as probable pectate lyase 8. The record is from RefSeq and is a predicted model, not a curated record. The transcript has 6 exons. NCBI's taxonomy places the organism in Eukaryota, Viridiplantae, Streptophyta, Magnoliopsida, Asterales, Asteraceae. The coding region runs from base 155 to 1501 and encodes 448 amino acids. Gene Ontology annotation, molecular function: pectate lyase activity.